Molecule: messenger RNA, 811 nt
Organism: Nerophis lumbriciformis (worm pipefish)
Lineage: Eukaryota; Metazoa; Chordata; Actinopteri; Syngnathiformes; Syngnathidae
Product: calcium homeostasis modulator protein 6
Cellular component (GO): plasma membrane
Molecular function (GO): monoatomic cation channel activity
Source: RefSeq, a predicted model, not a curated record
CUUUCUUCACUUGUUGGGCCGAUCGAGUAUGGAAAGUCGACAACAAUGGCUUACCAGGCUGAAAGAUGAACUUAGCAACAGUCCGCUGGUGUCCAACGUGGCGUUCGGCUUCAUCCUGAUGGGACUGGAGAAGCUGGUGGAGCUGGAGUUCGAGUGCCCUUGCAACCCGAAGUGGAACGGCGUCUUCUCCUCCGCCUUCUUCGUCAUCCCGGCCGUCAUGGCCUUCACCCUGAUGCUCAUCAUCCAGGGCUGCAGGUGGCACACGUGGUGCAGGAGAAGCGUGUCCCUUUCCAGCUUCGUGCCGGCAGUCGUGUGGCUCAUUUUGCUCUUCCUGGACGGCCAGUACUUCGCCUGCGCUAUGACGGACUGGGAGGGCAGGUUCGUGCUGGUGGACAGGGCGGCUCCGCAGAAGUGGUGCGAGCCAAUAAGUGACCGAGGUGUCCCCCAGCAGGAACUCAUGCUGCGCUCUCAGCAGCUCUUCGUCUUCUCUCAGGUUCUAGGCAUCGUGCUGCUCAUUGUCAUCUGCGUGGGUCUCGUCGUGUACGUGACCCGAGAAAGCUGCCGGCAGGAAGUGGACGAGCUGCAGGACGCCGACGUCGCCGAGCUCACCGUCGUCAGGAUGAGCUCGGUACGCACCCGGACGUCCUGAAACUAUCUGUCCCGCACAAACUGACUCAAGGACCCCGAAUGGUUUGUCAAGCUGUGGACACAUUUAACGUGAAGCAGUACCGUAUCAGGCGGCCUUUUUUCCCCCUGCUUUGUUUCUGUCUCACAGUUCUGUAUGAACGGACACGGAAGACAGAAAUGCAUA